GGGGUGGGCUCCGCCCCCGUCCCCGGCAGGGCCUUAGCAGCGGCUGCUGCAGCUCAAUCGCAGAGCAACUAGCCGGGCGUCUGCGGGAGCCGAGCGCGGUGAGGUGGGGCCUCAGGGGCAGGCGGGAGGUGCUCGGGUUAACCGUCCGAGGCCCGGAGACCCGCCCGUCUAGGGCGCCUGAGGGAAUCCCGUUCGGGCAGCGGCCUCUUGUUACCCGGGGGGAACCCGAGGCCUAGAGAGGGGCUGGGACGCGUCGUUAGGGCCCGGGGCCCGCUUGCCUCAGCUUCCUGCUGCCGCCAGCACGCUAAGCUCCAGUCGGCGCCGCCAAAGGAGAGCUUCCCGACCCUCGUGUCCAGCAGCCGCAAUCCCGGGCUGGGAGGGCGAGGCGCCGCGCUCUCCCGCCCCCCCGCCCCUCGCUCCCUGUGUCCUGGCGGAUUUGCACGUAAUCUAUCCGAAAGCCCAGUCCCACCCGCCACCCGACUCUGGAGCUCCCAUUCUUCAGGACCCUGCUGAAGUAUCACUUCUCAGCCGCCUUCUCCAGGCGCAGCUGCAUUCGCUUCUCGGUUUUUGCACUUGCUGUGCACCGAGUUACUUUCCCGGCCCCUCGUUGACACCGUUCACAGGUGGCUGUUGGUCUUUAGUAAGGGUGCUGUCUUCCCUGUCUGAUCCUUAGCAAAAGUAGGAAGGUAGAGUUGUUGGCAGAAAUCCUGGGAUAAGAGAACAGUUUCCUGGAAGAUCUGUGCCUCCAACCAGCAGAGAGGGAUUGAGCUUCAUUGAACUCAACAGAGCCAACAUUUCAUAGCACCAUGUUCAAGAGGAUGUUGAAGUGGCAUGGCAAUGGUUAGAGACCCUGCUGGGCGUGAACACCCUCUGGCUACCUAGGCACCUGUGGGCCUACCACCUGGUGCCCUCAUGGAGACAAGAAGCCCUGGGUUGAACAACAUGAAGCCCCAGUCGCUGCAGCUGGUACUGGAAGAGCAGGUGCUGGCACUACAGCAGCAGAUGGCAGAGAAUCAGGCAGCCUCCUGGCGGAAGCUGAAGAACUCCCAGGAGGCCCAGCAGAGACAAGCAACCCUUGUGAGGAAGCUGCAGGCCAAGGUGCUGCAGUACCGAAGCUGGUGCCAAGAGCUGGAGAAGCGGCUAGAAGCCACUGGAGGACCAAUCCCCCAGAGGUGGGAAAAUGUGGAGGAGCCAAACCUGGAUGAGCUGCUGGUCCGAUUGGAGGAGGAGCAACAGAGGUGUGAGAGUCUAGCAGAGGUGAACACCCAGCUUCGACUGCACAUGGAAAAAGCUGACGUGGUGAAUAAAGCCCUUAGGGAAGAUGUGGAAAAACUGACAGUGGACUGGAGCCGGGCCCGGGAUGAGCUAAUGAGGAAGGAGAGCCAGUGGCAGAUGGAGCAGGAGUUCUUCAAGGGCUACCUGAAAGGGGAGCACGGUCGCCUUCUCAGUCUAUGGCGGGAGGUUGUGACGUUCCGACGCCACUUCCUGGAAAUGAAGUCAGCUACUGACAGAGAUCUGACGGAGCUAAAAGCUGAGCAUGUGAGGCUUUCAGGGUCUCUGUUGACCUGUUGUCUGCGCUUGACUGUGGGAGCACAGUCUCGGGAACCCAACGGAUCUGGAAGAAUGGAUGGGCGGGAGCCGGCCCAGCUGCUGCUGCUACUAGCCAAGACCCAGGAGCUGGAGAAGGAAGCCCAUGAAAGGAGCCAGGAGUUAAUACAGCUGAAGAGUCAAGGGGAUCUGGAGAAGGCUGAACUUCAGGACCGGGUGACCGAGCUCUCUGCUCUGUUGACCCAGUCUCAGAAGCAAAAUGAAGAUCAUGAAAAGAUGAUAAAGGCUCUGAGAGAGACAGUGGAGAUCCUGGAGACGAAUCACACAGAAUUAAUGGAACAUGAAGCAUCUCUUAGUAGGAAUGCGCAAGAGGAGAAGUUGUCUUUACAGCAGGUGAUCAAGGAUAUAACCCAGGUCAUGGUGGAAGAAGGGGACAAUAUAGCCCAAGGCUCUGGUCAUGAGAACUCUUUGGAAUUGGACUCUAGUAUCUUCUCCCAGUUUGAUUACCAGGAUGCAGACAAGGCUCUCACUCUGGUGCGUUCAGUGCUGACUCGGAGACGCCAGGCUGUGCAGGACCUAAGGCAGCAGCUUGCAGGCUGUCAGGAGGCUGUGAACUUGUUGCAACAGCAGCAUGAUCAGUGGGAGGAAGAGGGCAAAGCCUUGAGACAGCGGCUGCAGAAGCUCACUGGGGAGCGGGACACUCUGGCAGCGCAGACUGUGGACCUCCAGGGAGAGGUGGACUCUCUCAGCAAAGAGCGAGAGCUGCUGCAGAAGGCCAGGGAAGAGCUGCGGCAGCAGCUGGAGGUGCUAGAGCAGGAGGCAUGGCGCCUGCGAAGGGUAAAUGUGGAGCUUCAGCUGCAGGGGGACUCUGCCCAGGGCCAGAAGGAGGAACAGCAGGAGGAGCUGCACCUGGCUGUCCGGGAGAGGGAGCGUCUUCAGGAGAUGCUGAUGGGCCUGGAAGCCAAACAGUCAGAAUCACUCAGUGAACUGAUCACUCUUCGGGAAGCCCUGGAGUCAAGUCGCCUGGAAGGGGAGUUACUGAGGCAAGAGCAAAUGGAAGUGACUUCAGCGCUGGCUAGGGCAGAGCAGUCAAUUGCAGAGCUGUCGAAUUCUGAAAACACCCUGAAGACAGAAGUAGCUGAUCUUCGGGCUGCAGCUGUCAAGCUCAGUGCCUUAAAUGAGGCUUUGGCGUUAGAUAAAGUUGGGCUGAACCAGCAGCUUCUCCAGUUAGAGGAGGAGAACCAGUCUGUGUGCAGCAGAAUGGAGGCCGCAGAGCAGGCGAGAAAUGCUUUGCAGGUGGACCUGGCGGAAGCAGAGAAGAGGAGGGAAGCCCUGUGGGAAAAGAAUACUCACCUGGAGGCUCAGCUGCAGAAAGCUGAGGAGGCUGGGGCUGAGCUGCAGGCAGAUCUCAGGGACAUCCAAGAAGAGAAGGAAGAAAUUCAAAAGAAACUAAGUGAGUCACGUCACCAGCAGGAGGCAGCCACGACUCAGCUGGAGCAGCUACAUCAGGAGGCAAAGCGACAGGAAGAAGUGCUUGCCAGGGCAGUCCAGGAGAAGGAGGCCCUAGUACGAGAGAAAGCGGCUCUAGAGGUGCGGCUGCAGGCCGUGGAGCGUGACCGGCAGGACCUCGCUGAACAACUACAGGGGCUCAGCUCAGCCAAGGAGCUACUGGAGAGCAGUCUGUUUGAAGCCCAACAACAAAAUUCUGUGAUAGAGGUCACCAAGGGGCAGCUGGAGGUCCAGAUUCAAACUGUCACUCAAGCCAAGGAAGUAAUCCAAGGGGAAGUGAGGUGCCUGAAGCUGGAAUUGGACACUGAACGGAGUCAGGCAGAGCAGGAGCGGGAUGCUGCAGCCAGACAGCUGGCCCAGGCUGAGCAAGAAGGGAAGACUGCCUUGGAGCAGCAGAAGGCAGCCCAUGAGGAAGAGGUGAACCAGCUCCGGGAGAAAUGGGAGAAGGAGCGCUCCUGGCACCAGCAGGAGCUGGCAAAGGCUCUGGAGAGCUUAGAAAGGGAAAAAAUGGAGCUGGAAAUGAGGCUAAAGGAGCAGCAGACAGAAAUGGAGGCCAUCCAGGCCCAGAGGGAAGAAGAACGGACCCAGGCAGAGAGUGCCCUAUGCCAGAUGCAGCUGGAAACAGAGAAGGAGAGAGUAUCCCUCCUGGAGACACUGCUGCAGACGCAGAAGGAGCUAGCAGAUGCCAGCCAACAACUGGAACGACUGAGGCAGGACAUGAAAGUCCAGAAAUUAAAGGAGCAGGAGACCACUGGGAUACUACAGACCCAGCUCCAGGAGGCUCAACGGGAGCUGAAGGAGGCAGCCCGGCAGCACAGAGAUGACCUUGCUGCCCUCCAAGAAGAGAGCAGCUCCCUGCUGCAGGAUAAGAUGGACCUGCAGAAGCAGGUGGAGGACUUGAAGUCUCAGCUGGUGGCCCAGGAUGACUCCCAGAGGCUGGUGGAGCAGGAGGUUCAGGAGAAGCUGAGAGAGACCCAGGAGUAUAACCGAAUUCAGAAGGAGCUGGAGAGAGAGAAAGCCAGCCUGACUCUGUCACUGAUGGAAAAGGAACAGAGACUCCUUGUUUUACAAGAAGCUGACUCUAUUCGACAACAAGAGCUGAGUGCCCUGCGCCAGGACAUGCAGGAGGCCCAGGGAGAACAGAAAGAGCUCAGUGCUCAGAUGGAAUUACUAAGGCAAGAGGUGAAGGAAAAGGAGGCUGACUUUCUGGCCCAGGAAGCACAGCUGCUGGAGGAGCUGGAGGCGUCUCAUAUCACGGAGCAGCAGCUGCGAGCCUCCUUGUGGGCCCAGGAAGCCAAGGCAGCCCAACUACAGCUGCGACUGCGCAGCACAGAGAGCCAGCUAGAAGCGCUGGCCGCAGAGCAGCAGCCCGGGAACCAGGCCCAGGCCCAGGCCCAGCUAGCCAGCCUCUACUCUGUCCUGCAGCAGGCCCUGGGGUCUGUUUGUGAGAGCAGGCCUGAGCUGAGUGGUGGGGGAGACUCUGCUCCUUCCCUCUGGGGCCUUGAGCCAGACCAGAAUGGAGCUAGGAGCCUCUUUAAGAGAGGGCCCCUGCUGACUGCUCUCUCCGCUGAGGCAGUAGCAUCUGCCCUCCACAAGCUUCAUCAAGACCUGUGGAAGACUCAACAGACCCGGGAUGUUCUGAGGGAUCAGGUCCAGAAACUGGAAGAGCGUCUAACUGAUACUGAGGCUGAGAAGAGCCAGGUCCACACAGAGUUGCAGGAUCUGCAGAGACAGCUCUCCCAGAAUCAGGAAGAGAAAUCCAAGUGGGAAGGAAAGCAGAACUCCCUAGAAUCUGAGCUGAUGGAACUACAUGAAACUAUGGCAUCCUUACAGAGUCGCCUGCGGAGAGCAGAGCUACAGCGAAUGGAAGCCCAGGGUGAGCGAGAGUUACUUCAGGCAGCCAAGGAGAACCUGACAGCCCAGGUGGAACACCUGCAAGCAGCUGUCGUAGAAGCCAGGGCUCAGGCAAGUGCUGCUGGCAUCCUGGAAGAAGACCUGAGAACGGCUCGCUCAGCACUGAAGCUGAAAAAUGAGGAGGUGGAGAGUGAGCGUGAGAGAGCCCAGGCUCUGCAAGAGCAGGGCGAACUGAAGGUGGCCCAAGGGAAGGCUCUGCAAGAGAAUUUGGCCCUCCUGACCCAGACCCUAGCUGAAAGAGAAGAGGAGGUGGAGACUCUGCAGGGACAAAUCCAGGAACUGGAGAAGCAACGGGAAAUGCAGAAGGCUGCUUUGGAAUUGCUGUCUCUGGACCUGAAGAAGAGGAACCAAGAGGUAGAUCUGCAGCAAGAACAGAUUCAGGAGCUAGAGAAGUGUAGGUCUGUUUUAGAACAUCUGCCCAUGGCCGUCCAGGAGCGAGAGCAGAAGCUGACUGUGCAGAGGGAGCAGAUCAGAGAGCUCGAGAAGGAUCGGGAGACUCAGAGGAACGUCUUGGAGCAUCAGCUUCUAGAACUUGAGAAGAAAGACCAAAUGAUUGAGUCCCAGAGAGGACAGGUUCAGGAUCUGAAAAAGCAGUUGGUUACUCUGGAAUGCCUGGCCCUGGAACUGGAGGAAAACCAUCACAAGAUGGAGUGCCAGCAAAAACUGAUCAAGGAGCUGGAGGGCCAGAGGGAAACCCAGAGAGUGGCUUUGACCCACCUUACGCUGGACCUAGAAGAAAGGAGCCAGGAGCUGCAGGCACAAAGCAGCCAGAUCCAUGACCUGGAGAGCCACAGCACCGUUCUGGCAAGAGAGCUGCAGGAGAGGGACCAGGAGGUGAAGUCUCAGCGAGAACAGAUCGAGGAGCUGCGGAGGCAGAAAGAGCAUCUGACUCAGGAUCUGGAGAGGAGAGACAAGGAGCUGAUGCUGCAGAAGGAGAGGAUUCAGGUUCUCGAGGAUCAGAGGACCCGGCAGACCAAGAUCCUGGAGGAGGACCUGGAACAGAUCAAGCUGUCCUUGAGAGAGCGAGGCCGGGAGCUGACCACUCAGAGGCAGCUGAUGCAGGAACGGGCAGAGGAAGGGAAGGGCCCAAGUAAAGCACAGCGCGGGAGCCUAGAGCACAUGAAACUGAUCCUGCGUGAUAAGGAGAAGGAGGUGGAAUGUCAGCAGGAGCAUAUCCACGAACUCCAGGAGCUCAAAGACCAGCUGGAGCAGCAGCUCCAGGGCCUGCACAGGAAGGUAGGUGAGACCAGCCUCCUCCUGUCCCAGCGAGAGCAGGAAAUAGUGGUCCUGCAGCAGCAACUGCAGGAAGCCAGGGAACAAGGGGAGCUGAAGGAGCAGUCACUUCAGAGUCAACUGGAUGAGGCCCAGAGAGCCCUAGCCCAGAGGGACCAGGAACUGGAGGCUCUGCAGCAAGAACAGCAGCAGGCCCAGGGACAGGAGGAGAGGGUGAAGGAAAAGGCAGACGCCCUCCAGGGAGCUCUGGAGCAAGCCCAUAUGACACUGAAGGAGCGUCACGGAGAGCUUCAGGACCACAAGGAACAGGCACGAAGGCUCAAGGAAGAGCUGGCAGUGGAGGGACGGCGGGUCCAGGCCCUGGAGGAGGUGCUGGGAGACCUAAGGGCUGAGUCUCGGGAACAGGAGAAAGCUCUGUUGGCCCUCCAGCAGCAGUGUGCUGAGCAGGCACAGGAGCAUGAGGUGGAGACCAGGGCCCUGCAGGACAGCUGGCUGCAGGCCCAGGCAGUGCUCAAGGAACGGGACCAGGAGCUGGAAGCUCUGCGGGCAGAAAGUCAGUCCUCCCGGCAUCAGGAGGAGGCUGCCUGGGCCCGGGCUGAGGCUCUGCAGGAGGCCCUUGGCAAGGUUCAUGCUGCCCUGCAGGGGAAAGAGCAGCAUCUCCUCGAGCAGGCAGAAUUGAGCCGCAGUCUGGAGGCCAGCACUGCAACCCUGCAAGCCUCCCUGGAUGCCUGCCAGGCACACACUCGGCAGCUGGAGGAGGCUCUGAGGAUACGAGAAGGUGAGAUCCAGGACCAGGAUCUCCGAUACCAGGAGGACGUGCAGCAGCUGCAGCAGGCACUUGCCCAGAGGGAUGAAGAGCUGAGACAUCAGCAGGAACGGGAGCAGCUGCUGGAGAAGUCUCUGGCCCAGAGGGUCCAAGAGAAUAUGAUCCAAGAGAAGCAGAAUCUGGGGCAGGAGAGAGAAGAGGAAGAGAUAAGGGGCCUUCAUCAGAGUGUAAGGGAGCUACAGCUGACUCUAGCACAAAAGGAACAGGAGAUUCUGGAGCUGAGGGAGACCCAGCAAAGGAACAACCUGGAAGCCUUACCCCACAGCCACAAAACCUCCCCAAUGGAGGAACAAUCUCUAAAACUUGAUUCUUUAGAGCCCAGGCUGCAGCGGGAGCUGGAGCGGCUACAGGCAGCCCUGAGACAGACAGAAGCCAGGGAGAUUGAGUGGAGGGAGAAGGCCCAGGACUUGGCACUGUCCCUAGCGCAGACCAAGGCCAGUGUCAACAGUCUGCAGGAGGUAGCCAUGUUCCUACAAGCCUCUGUCCUGGAGCGGGACUCAGAACAGCAAAGGCUGCAGGAUGAACUGGAGCUCACCAGACAGGCUCUGGAGAAGGAGCGGCUACACAGCCCAGGUGUGACCAGCACAGCACAACUGGGGUCCAGAGGGGAGCAGGGUGUGCAGCUGGGAGAGGUCUCAGGAGUGGAGGCUGAGCCUAGUCCUGCUGGAAUGGAGAAGCAGUCAUGGAGACAAAGGCUUGAACACCUGCAGCAAGCAGUGGCCCGGCUGGAGAUUGACAGGAGCAGGUUGCAGCGCCACAAUGUCCAGCUGCGGAGUACCUUGGAGCAGGUGGAGCGAGAACGGAGGAAGCUGAAGAGGGAGGCCAUGCGUGCGGCCCAGGCAGGGUCCCUAGAGAUCAGCAAGGCCACAGCUUCUUCACCCACACAGCAGGAUGGGAGAGGACAGAAGAACUCAGAUGCCAAGUGUGUGGCUGAACUGCAGAAAGAGGUGGUCCUGCUGCAAGCUCAGCUGACUUUGGAGCGGAAGCAGAAGCAGGACUACAUCACCCGCUCAGCACAGACCAGCCGUGAGCUAGCAGGCCUGCACCACAGCCUCUCACACUCACUUCUUGCCGUGGCCCAGGCCCCUGAGGCCACUGUCCUGGAGGCAGAGACCCGCAGGCUGGAUGAGUCCCUGACUCAAAGUCUGACAUCCCCAGGGCCAGUCCUGCUACACCCCAGCCCCAGCACUACCCAAGCCGCCUCCAGGUAGCAGCCACAGCCAGGAGCACACAGACAGAAGACUGUGUCAUGGGUCAUGGCCCCUCUGCACACCUACAGGUUUGCCAAAGGAAAAGCCUGGCUCUGUUAGGCACCCAGGAGCCCCAGGUCGUCAGGUGUUCCCAGGAAGAGGAAGUAAAUCUGCAACCCUGGGGAGGGCCCCAACUCACCUGGGAAUGAGGCAAAUUGCAUUUGCUUGCUCCCUAUGGAAUCACCCAGAGGGGUGCCUCGCCCUGGCUGAGGGACAUGUACUGCCUCUCAUCUAGAAUUUAUUUUCCUAGCACUUCACCACCUCCUUCAACUUCUCCUUCAACAAUAAACCCUGGGAUCUUUGCAUUCA
Gorilla gorilla gorilla (western lowland gorilla) is the source of this 8589-nucleotide messenger RNA. RefSeq names its product centrosomal protein 250 (gene CEP250). The transcript has 35 exons. Gene Ontology annotation, biological process: cilium assembly. Bases 913 to 8241 code for a protein of 2442 amino acids. Lineage: Eukaryota; Metazoa; Chordata; Mammalia; Primates; Hominidae. Gene Ontology annotation, cellular component: centriole; centrosome. The record is from RefSeq and is a predicted model, not a curated record.